AUGUCGGACAUCUGGGCGGGCAACGCCCACGGCGUCCUCCGCGGCCUCCUCGAGGAGCCGAGCAACGUGCCCGACCAGUUCGUCGUCACCGACGUCAAGGACUUUCUCUUCUUCAACCCGCGCAACCCGGCCAUCAUCGACCUGCCCGCCAUCAACGUCAACCGCGGGCGAGAGCACGGCGUGCCCGCCUACGUCUACUUCCUCGAGUACUGCACCGGCGCCAAGAUUACCGGCUGGGCCGAUCUAAUUCGCUUCAUUCCCGAGGAGCGCAUCAAGGAGCUGCAGUCGGUGUACCGUGACUUCCGCGACAUUGAUCUCUUUGUGGGCGGCCUCUCCGAGGUGAAGGCCUUCGGCUCCAUUCUGGGGCCGACCUUUGGCUGUCUGAACGGCAUCCAGUUUCACCACUGGAAGUUCGGUGACCGCUUCUACUUUGAGCACGGCGGAGAGUCGGGCAGCUUCAGUCUGGAACAACUGAACAACAUCCGCCACACGCUGUCGCUGGCCAAUCUGCUCUGCAAGACGACCGACCUCGAGGCCGUCCAGGUGCAGCCGCUCUUCAAGGCCUCCGAGCACAACCCGAAGAUCCUCUGCUCGACGCUGCCCGAGCUCAACUACGAACUGUGGCGCGAAUAUGGUCCCUACAACAAGAAGAAGUAA
Molecule: messenger RNA, 657 nt
Organism: Rhagoletis zephyria (snowberry fruit fly)
Lineage: Eukaryota; Metazoa; Arthropoda; Insecta; Diptera; Tephritidae
Source: RefSeq, a predicted model, not a curated record